CAGACCAAUAAGAACCUUAGGGGAGAAAGACGGGUCAUUUCCUCCCUGAGUAUCUGCCCCCUCCUUUUGGGCUUUAAAAACCACAGCCCUCAGGCGAGAGGACCUUCAAUCAAAGGAGAACUUGGGAGACCUGAACAUGGAGUACGAUGAGGCCUUCACCCCUGACUACAAUUAUGGUUCCACCUGGGACGAAAGUUUGCCAGUGGAUAACUCUUCCUCCGUCCCUAAGCUGAGCCCCUCGGACACUAUGGCUCUGGUGGUCUUUGCAGUCGUGUUCCUGGUGGGAGCGCCCGGCAACUUCCUGGUGGUCUGGGUGACAAGUUGCGAGGCCAGACGAACCAUCAAUGCCAUCUGGUUUCUCAACCUGGCAGUGGCCGACCUCCUCUCCUGCCUGGCGCUGCCCGUCAUGUUUGUGACCACCCUCCAGCAUCACCACUGGUCCUUCGGGGAAGCUGCCUGCCGCAUUCUCCCCUCCCUCCUCCUGCUCAACCUGUAUGCCAGCAUCUUGCUUCUGGCCUUCAUCAGCGCCGACCGCUUUCUCCUGGUGUUUAACCCCGUCUGGUGCCAAAACUACAGAGGGGCCUCCAUGGCCUGGGUGGCCUGCGCCGUGGCCUGGGGCUUGGCCCUUCUACUGACCAUCCCCUCCUUCAUGUUCCGCACGGUUCACGUGCGUUACUUUCCAACCAAGAAAGUGUGUAGUGUCGACUACGGUAGCAACGGUUUCAAAAAGGAGAGGGCUGUGGUCACCCUCCGGCUGCUCUUGGGUUUUCUGUGUCCCCUGAUCACACUCACCAUCUGUUACACCUUCCUACUGAUCCGCGCGUGGAGCCGCAGCGCCACGCGCUCCACCAAGACGCUCAAGGUGGUGGUGGCCGUGGUGACCAGCUUCUUUGUCCUCUGGCUGCCCUACCAGGUGUCAGGGAUGCUGCUGGCCUUCUUCGGCAGGAAUGACGACGUAUUCAAAACCGCGCACUAUUUCGAUACCCUGUGCAUCUCCAUCGCUUACAUCAACAGCUGCAUCAACCCCGUCAUCUAUGUGUUUGCCACCCAGAGCUUCCACGUGCGGUUCCUCCAGUCCCUCCCUGCCCGGCUCCGGUAUGUGCUGACCGAGGAGUCGACGACCAGGGAGUCCAGGUCUGUCACAUUGUCCACAGUGGACACCCCAGCCCAGAAGAGCCAGGCGCUGUGAGGGGGCACCUCCCCGGCCACCAUCUGCCUGCCUUGUGGUCCAUUCUCCUCUGCUUCUUUGAACUCCGCCCCGUGUGAGCUGGUGUUUUUAGCGAACUCUCCUUCACCCUUCAUCCUUUCCAAGGUCCACAAACUAUUCCUCUGGGGCCACACAGCCUUCACCUUUAUCCAAGGACUUUGAAAAAUAAUCACACACCAAUAUACCAGGAGUACCCUCUGACGGCAACAUGUUUGCAUGGGCAGAGAGGAUGCAAAGAAAAGAGAGUAAGAGCCCUGGCUGGGUAGCUACGUUGGUGGGGGCGUCGUCUGUAAACAAAGAGGUGGUGGGUUUGAUCCCUGGUCCGGGCAUGUAUAGGAAGCAACCGAUUUAUAUUUCUCUCUCACAUUGAUGCUUCUCUCUCUCCCUUCCUCUCUCUGAAAUCAAUUAAAAAUGAUUUUUUUUUUAAAGAAAGAAAACACAGUAAAGACAUAGAAUAUAGAGGAAUGGAAACAUUAUAACCUUUCAAAAAAAAAAAACGGUUAAGUAUUUAUUUUAUGGAGAGUUGGGGGAAAAAAAGUAACUAGGGAAGAAAAAGCUUUGUAAGCUUCUGUAAGUGAGUUGAUUUCAAGACAAACAAGAAGUUAAAAUGUUGCCUAAAUGGGUUUUUAAAAAAGUAAAAAGAUGGUAUGUAGUUACCAGGGAAACAAGCAUGAGGAAGGCAUGAAGGCUGAGGGUAAGCAUCAUUGUUCCAUCACCUCCUGGCCGCAGGGUCACAGAGGAAUUUGUCUUUUUAUUUUGUAAACUACUUUGUUUGCACUUUCAAAAAGUAAACUUUUUAUUUUUCAUCAUUGCAGACUCCCGUGCAGUUUAAGUAAUAAGACAAAGGUGUCCUGUGUCCCUUUGAUCUACUUCCCUCAAUAGAAACAUCUUGCAAAAUGAUGUUACCAAAUCACUACCAGAAUGUUGACACUGGUACAGUCCAGGUAAAGGACACUUUCAUCAACAGGAUCCCUUGUGACACCCUUUUCUCGCCACCCCCACUUCCCUCCUCAGCCUUGUCCCGAACCCCUGGCAACCAGGCACCUGCCUCCAUCUCUAGCUUUGCCCUUUGGAGAAGGUUGUAUAAGUGGAAUCGUACAGUAUGUAACCUCUGACUCUGUAAAAAGCUAGUGUGCAUCACUUGCAUGAUGAAA
Messenger RNA from Molossus molossus (Pallas's mastiff bat), 2361 nucleotides. RefSeq names its product complement C5a receptor 1 (gene C5AR1). Gene Ontology annotation, biological process: inflammatory response; complement receptor mediated signaling pathway; phospholipase C-activating G protein-coupled receptor signaling pathway. The transcript has 2 exons. Lineage: Eukaryota; Metazoa; Chordata; Mammalia; Chiroptera; Molossidae. Gene Ontology annotation, molecular function: G protein-coupled receptor activity; complement component C5a receptor activity. The coding region runs from base 137 to 1189 and encodes 350 amino acids. The record is from RefSeq and is a predicted model, not a curated record. Gene Ontology annotation, cellular component: plasma membrane.